Cladophialophora bantiana CBS 173.52 is the source of this 2490-nucleotide messenger RNA. Its product is annotated as vacuolar protein sorting-associated protein 1. The coding region runs from base 1 to 2490 and encodes 829 amino acids. Gene Ontology annotation, cellular component: membrane; cytoplasm; peroxisome. Gene Ontology annotation, biological process: peroxisome organization. The record is from RefSeq and is a predicted model, not a curated record. NCBI's taxonomy places the organism in Eukaryota, Fungi, Ascomycota, Eurotiomycetes, Chaetothyriales, Herpotrichiellaceae. The transcript is spliced from 5 exons. Gene Ontology annotation, molecular function: microtubule binding; GTP binding; GTPase activity.
AUGUCGCCGGCAACGCGCAACCUUCCAUUUCUAUUUGGGCGCCAAGAACCGAGUGGUCGGGCAGCUGCAAGCCCUGGAAGCCCUGGCAGCAUAGCACCAGCGGCCAUCACGCCCACGCCGCCCACAGCGACUCCGGCCCCCAAAGUUGCAGGCGUGGCCACCGCAACUGCAUCACCACUGACGCUUUCGUCCCAAGAUUUGGCCAACAUUCACAACUUCGAUAAUAUCACUCCCCAUUUUACUCACCACCCUCAACCGCACCCUCCUCGCAAAUCCCUUGACCUCGCUCUACAGUCCUCUGCCCGAACCAGCAUCGAAUCAACCCGCUCCGAUUUACUUCAAGAUCCUCUUCCGCUGACCUUUGCCCCGACCAUGGCGGCAGCACCGGGGGGCUACUCGAUCAACGUAAACGAUCCCACCCUCAUUUCCCUUGUCAACAAACUCCAAGAUGUCUUCACAACCGUCGGGGUCCAAAAUCCGAUCGAUUUACCUCAAAUUGUCGUAGUGGGUUCGCAAUCCAGCGGCAAAAGCUCAGUCCUUGAGAACAUAGUGGGAAGAGACUUUCUGCCUCGAGGCUCCGGAAUCGUGACUCGCCGACCCCUCGUCCUGCAAUUGAUCAACAGACCAGUUCCGGCCAAACUCCAGACAAAUGGCGUCACCGAGGAGGAGAUGAAGAAGACCACCGACAGUCAAGCCAACGUGGAUGAGUGGGGAGAAUUCCUCCAUCUUCCGGGCCAGAAAUUUCAUGAUUUCAAUAAGAUCCGGGAUGAAAUCGUCAAGGAGACAGAAGCAAAGGCGGGCAGAAAUGUCGGCAUUUCACCACAACCCAUAAACUUGCGGAUAUACUCGCCUAAUGUGCUCACACUCACAUUAGUGGACUUGCCCGGCUUGACAAAGGUCCCUGUGGGAGAUCAGCCACGAGAUAUCGAGAAGCAGAUUAAAGAGAUGGUCCUCAAGCAAAUACAAAAACCCAAUGCGAUCAUUCUAGCGGUUACAGCUGCGAACGUCGAUUUGGCCAAUUCAGACGGUCUAAAACUGGCUCGGGAAGUCGACCCUGAAGGCCAAAGAACAAUUGGUGUCCUGACCAAGAUCGACCUGAUGGACGCCGGUACCGACGUGGUUGAUAUUCUUGCCGGCCGUAUCAUCCCGCUCAGGCUUGGCUACGUCCCUGUCGUCAACCGAGGCCAACGCGAUAUUGAGAACAAGAAGCGAAUAGAUUUGGCCUUGAAAGCAGAAAAGGAAUUCUUCGAAAACCACCCCUCUUACCGGAACAAGGCUUCAUACUGCGGCACUCCGUACCUGGCCCGAAAACUCAACCUCAUCUUGAUGAUGCAUAUCAAGCAGACACUCCCAGAUAUCAAGACCCGCAUCGCGACAUCUUUGCAGAAAUAUAGCCAAGAAUUGGAGCAGCUGGGUGCCGGUGACCUACUCGGGAACAACAGCUCAAAUAUCAUCCUCAACAUCAUUACCGAAUUCGCCAACGAAUACCGGACUGUCUUGGAUGGAAAUAGCGCCGAACUGUCGAGCAACGAACUUUCAGGCGGUGCCAGAAUUUCCUUUGUUUACCACGAGCUGUACUCGAACGGUAUCAAGGCCAUUGAUCCAUUCGACCAGGUCAAGGAUAUCGAUAUUCGAACCAUACUCUACAACUCGUCUGGCUCAUCGCCUGCUCUCUUCGUCGGCACCACUGCUUUCGAACUUAUUGUGAAACAACAAAUUCGACGACUCGAAGAACCGUCGCUGAAAUGUGUUUCUUUGGUUUAUGAUGAAUUGGUCCGCAUUCUGAGUCAGCUACUGCAGAAACAGCUGUUCCGGAGAUACCCCCAGCUCAAAGAGAAAUUCCACGGCGUCGUCAUUUCGUUCUUCCGCAAGUCAAUGGAGCCGACGAACAAGCUGGUCAAAGAUCUAGUGGCAAUGGAAGCGUGCUACAUCAAUACGGGACAUCCCGAUUUUCUCAAUGGUCAUCGUGCGAUGGCUAUCGUGAACGACAGACAUAAUGCCAACAAGCCGACUCAAGUUGACCCCAAAACUGGUAAACCACUGCCGCCGCAGGUGCCACCUCGGGCCGCAUCACCAAGUUUGCCCACUGAUGGCUCCGACCAAAACUCGGGGUUCUUUGGAUCAUUCUUCGCCAGUAAGAAUAAGAAGAAGAUGGCCGCCAUGGAACCGCCGCCAGCGACGCUCAAAGCCAGUGGAACACUGUCCGAGCGAGAGAACCAGGAAGUGGAGGUCAUCAAGCUGUUGAUCAACAGUUACUUCAACAUUGUUCGGAGGACAAUGAUUGACAUGGUACCGAAAGCAAUCAUGCUUACUCUUGUACAGUUCACCAAAGAUGAAAUGCAACGAGAAUUGCUUGAACAACUGUACAGAACACAGGAACUCGACGACCUCCUUAAGGAGAGCGACUAUACUAUCAGACGACGCAAGGAAUGUCAACAAAUGGUGGAAAGUUUGAGCAAAGCCAGCGAGAUUGUCAGCCAAGUGCAGUAG